UCCAUAGCCAACUCUUCCUCACUCACUGCUCGGUUGUAUCCUCAUCUUCCUUAGAUUCAACUUCAUUUUGCCUUUGUCUUCUUCUCCACAUAGCCUCAAAACACUAGACAGGAAUCUUUUUGGCCUAUAGACAGCGCAGACAGAUCUCUCAGUGCUGUCCAUUUGACCCUUACGGUACUCCUCUCUUGACUCAUUCACACACUCGAAAGAACUCUAUAAAGAGGUCACCCCAAGAACCCCUAAACAUGCAGCUUUUUCAAUGGCUUUUUAACAAGUCAACAGCUGAGGAAAAGGGAAGAGAGAACAGCUUAGACUCUUCUACUAAUCAGAAGGAAAGAGUUACUGAUCAGAAAGUUAAGUCAAAACAUAGCAUUGUGUUUAAGCAUCAUGAUGGGGUUUUUGGGAGCUUUGAUAAGAACAGCAAGCACAGAAAAGUUGAAGGUAAAAAGUUCUUAAAGCUGUUUUUCCUUUGUAGAAAGGAUAUAUCAACAGCUUGCUUUUACAGCACAAUUAAUUUGAAGAAUCUUAGUAGUGACAUUGAUACAAGACAUCAUUGGGUUAACUCAAUGAAGAUGAAGAAAGAAGAUAUUGCUAGAGGAUUAGGUAUUGUUAGUAAGGUAGAUCAAACUUCUCAUGCAGGGAACAGAGUCUUGCCAAUCAGUGAAACGACAGUAUCAAACUUUACCAACAAGACAAACGACACAAAAAAUGGCUCCACUGAAAAGAAAGACAAAGUCAACAACAAGGGUGACAACAACAAGUCCAAAACCAUCUCUAGAAUGAAGGAGCUACUGAGAUGGGCUUCUACUACCAAAUCAGAUAAAGGAGGCAAAUUUAUUGGCCGUAAGGUUCUGCUAUUUAGAAACAAAGGAGCUCUAAAAGCAGUACCAGAUGAUGAUGAACUGAGUCUGGAGUCGCCUAAGAUAAGCUUCAGAUGGGAUGUAGAGAGCUGUUCCACUACUACUUCUUCUGUUUAUUCAACCAUUUCAGUGGCUACUUCCUUGAAGAACGAUCCAACUCUUAACAUGAUGCAGAUCUCAUUAACUUCAACUAGUAAUGAUAUUCAAGAUUCAGACCAUCAUAGUAUCCCCAAGAAAGGAAAUUGGAUCACAACAGACUCUGAAUUUGUGGUGCUAGAGUUGUGAAGAGAUGGUUUUACAUCAACUUCUGAGAAAUUGUAAUAUAACUCUUGAGAUUUUUGUUAUUAGUUUUGUCUUUUUUUGGUUAACUCUUUUUUUGAGAGGCAAGAGGAUUUGAAUGUAACUUUAAUGUAAGGAUCUGAUAUGUACCUCUUUAAUGAAAAUUGGCCUACAUAGUUAAUUAACUUCAA
Messenger RNA from Humulus lupulus (European hop), 1330 nucleotides. RefSeq lists its product as uncharacterized. The transcript is spliced from 5 exons. The record is from RefSeq and is a predicted model, not a curated record. Lineage: Eukaryota; Viridiplantae; Streptophyta; Magnoliopsida; Rosales; Cannabaceae. The coding region runs from base 246 to 1145 and encodes 299 amino acids.